ACUUAGCGUGUCACUCAACCUGGUAUCGGGAGACUGACAACCAGUUCAAAGCCGCAUCAAGAAGUUUGCUCAAAACACGCCAGGCUUCUCAUUACGCCAGCAAUACUAAUUUAAAUAUAGCCGAGCGAAAGUCUUGAUGUGGGUCAAGACAUUCGAUAAAUAUCGGGUCCUCGUUUGAGGUAUGCCAACUUACCGAGCCUCUGUCAAGUUGAAUCAUGCCUUCUACUAGGUCAUCUCCCGUUUAUGCCAGCUCCGCCUCUCCUGCUUAUGAGUCAUAUACUCCUUCCUCUUCUUCAUCCUCUUCCGAGAACAUCAUCUACAGCGGCACAUCCUCCUCCUACACACCACCGCGCAAGGCAUGGGUAGACCCCAAGAGCUUGGCCAACGGUGGGGAUGCAUCCCAGAUACAGGGCAAUGUAUCUUCCUACGUCAAGCAACUUAUCCUCAAUACAUUCAUGGCGUACGGGGCCGGUGACGAACACUGUUUUGGUCAUUCCGUUGCCAAGGCAGUGAAGUUCAUUGACAUCAGCGCCCAUGAAAGCUACGAAAAACAAGGUCGCAUGGAGGCAACGACCGUUGCAGAAGUUCUUGUUUCAAAAAGCAUGUUGAAUGGCGCGGGAAUGCUCCAUGGAGGUUGUGUGGCGUUUCUGAUUGACAACUGCUGCAGCACUCCGUUGGUUGCUCUGGGACUCAUACAAAACAUUAAUGGAGUGGGAGUCACUCAGGCGAUGAACAUUAUGUUCCACUCCCCUGCACCAGCGUACGUUAGUAUGGCCAAUUCCUAUUGCUACUCACUCACUCUUAUCACUAGUGGAUCGUGUUUGCGUAUCACCAGCACUUCAGUCGCUAUGGGUAGCCGAAUCAUGAGCGCUCGAUGCGAGGUUUGUUUUCUUGAUCAAUUGAUUGACGAUUGAUUAAUCAAUUUAUCCAGGUCAUUAACAAGAAAACAGGCAGCGUAGUUGCCUCAGCAUACCUUAACAAAAUGCAACCCACCAUUUCAAAGCUUUGAUGGUUUCGUCUCUUUCCUGUUAUAGACUCUUGGCAGACACUGUAUCGAAAGCAAUCUCUCCUCGCAUGUACCAAACUAAGUAUAAUCAAUAGGCUUGUACGAUCAUAGAUACUGUAUCUAUUGGGAUUUCAUGGUGGUACAUACAGGUACAUAGACACAUUUAGACACGAUAGGUACUAUCCAACAACCUAGAUGGGACAGGCUGCAGUAUUAUUUCCAACUACAAUGUGAUGAUAUUUUCCUCCCUAUGCAUUUUAAAAGUCGAUUCUCGAUGAAGUGAUUUCUAAAAGGUCACCAAGUCUUAAAGUCGCUCUC
This is a messenger RNA of Suillus subaureus, 1324 nucleotides long. RefSeq lists its product as uncharacterized. The record is from RefSeq and is a predicted model, not a curated record. The transcript is spliced from 3 exons. NCBI's taxonomy places the organism in Eukaryota, Fungi, Basidiomycota, Agaricomycetes, Boletales, Suillaceae. The coding region runs from base 216 to 914 and encodes 232 amino acids.